Eubalaena glacialis (North Atlantic right whale) is the source of this 1857-nucleotide messenger RNA. It is a transcript of the gene GRHL3, whose product is annotated as grainyhead like transcription factor 3. Gene Ontology annotation, cellular component: nucleus. The transcript is spliced from 16 exons. Lineage: Eukaryota; Metazoa; Chordata; Mammalia; Artiodactyla; Balaenidae. The coding region runs from base 23 to 1831 and encodes 602 amino acids. The record is from RefSeq and is a predicted model, not a curated record. Gene Ontology annotation, molecular function: RNA polymerase II cis-regulatory region sequence-specific DNA binding; DNA-binding transcription activator activity, RNA polymerase II-specific. Gene Ontology annotation, biological process: regulation of transcription by RNA polymerase II.
CGUCAAGCCUGGGAGCAGGAAGAUGUCGAAUGAACUUGAUUUCAGAUCUGUACGGCUGCUAAAGAAUGACCCAGUUAACUUCCAGAAAUUCCCCUACACUAACGAGGAUGAGGCCUGGAAGACCUACCUUGAAAAUCCCUUGACGGCGGCCACGAAGGCCAUGAUGAGAGUCAACGGAGACGAUGAGAGCGUUGCGGCCCUGAGCUUCCUCUACGAUUACUAUAUGGGUCCCAAGGAGAAGCGGCUACUGUCCUCCAGCACUGGGGGCCGGAACGACCAAGGAAAGAGGUACUACCAUGGCAUGGAAUAUGAGAUGGACCUCACCCCCCUUGAAAGUCCCACGCACCUCAUGAAAUUCCUGACGGAGAAUGUGUCUGGAACCCCAGAGUACCCAGAUGUGCUCAAGAAGAAUAACCUAAUGAGCUUGGAGGGGGCUGCACCCACACCGGGCAAGGCAGCUCUCCUCACCCCAGGCCCCAGCAAGCUGGAAGCUGGCUCUGUGGACGGCUACCUGCUGCCCACCAGUGAUGUGUAUGAUAAUGGCUCCCUCAGCUCCUUGUUUGAGAGCAUUCAUGGGGUGCCUCCCACACAGCGCUGGCAGCCUGACAGCACCUUCAAAGAUGACCCACAGGAGUCGCUGCUCUUCCCAGAUAUCCUGAAAACAUCCCCGGAACCCCCGUGUCCAGAGGACUCUCCCGGCCCCAAGAGUGACUUUGAGUACACCCUGGGCUCCCCUAAAGCCAUCCACAUCAAAUCGGGCGAGUCGCCCAUGGCCUACCUCAACAAGGGCCAGUUCUACCCUGUCACCCUGCGGACCCCAGCAGGCGGCAAAGGCCUUGCCUUGUCCUCCAGCAAAGUCAAGAGUGUGGUGAUGGUGGUCUUCGACAACGAGAAGGGCCCGGUGGAGCAGCUGCGCUUCUGGAAACACUGGCAUUCCCGGCAACCCACCGCCAAGCAGCGGGUCAUCGAUGUGGCUGACUGCAAAGAAAACUUCAACACUGUGCAACACAUCGAGGAGGUGGCCUAUAAUGCACUGUCCUUUGUGUGGAAUGUCAACGAGGAGGCCAAGGUGUUUAUCGGCAUCAACUGCCUCAGCACAGACUUCUCUUCGCAGAAGGGGGUGAAGGGUGUCCCCCUGAACCUUCAGAUCGACACCUACGACUGUGGCUCAGGCACUGAGCGCCUGGUACACCGAGCUGUCUGCCAGAUCAAGAUCUUUUGUGACAAGGGAGCGGAAAGGAAGAUGCGGGAUGAUGAGCGGAAGCAGUUCCGGAGGAAGGUCAAGUGCCCCGACUCCAGCAACAGUGGCGUCAAGGGCUCCCUGCUGUCCGGCUUCAGGGGCAAUGAGACCACCUACCUGCGGCCUGAGGCAGACCUGGAGACCCCACCGGUGCUGUUCAUCCCCAACGUGCACUUCUCUGGCCUGCAGCGCCCUGGAGGGGCAGUGCCCUCAGCAGGACACGGCACCUCCAACAGGCUGCCUCUGAAGCGUACCUGCUCACCCUUCACCGAGGAGUUUGAGCCUCUGCCCUCCAAACAGGCCAAGGAAGAUGACCUACAGAGAGUGCUGUUGUACGUGCGGAGAGAGACCGAGGAGGUGUUUGACGCCCUCAUGUUGAAGACCCCGGACCUGAAGGGCCUGAGGAGUGCGAUCUCUGAGAAGUAUGGGUUCCCUGAGGAGAACAUUUACAAAGUCUACAAGAAAUGCAAGCGGGGAAUCUUGGUCAACAUGGACAACAACAUCAUUCAGCAUUACAGCAACCACGUCGCCUUCCUGCUGGACGUGGGGGAGCUUGACGGCAAGAUCCAGAUCAUCCUUCAGGAGCUGUGAGCCCUGAGCCUCCACAGCCUCACACC